AUGCAGUCCUUCAGACGCUCUACGCUCUCUGCGUUGCAGAAUGCUUCCCGUGUCCAGCGACGCGGAUUCGCAGGCCUCACAGGCUAUGCUUCGACAGUAAAGAACCUCCGCAUCAACGCAGACACCAAGGUCAUUUUCCAGGGCUUCACCGGAAAGCAGGGAACUAUUAAUGCCCGCAUAGGAACCAAUGUUGUCGGUGGAACAAACCCCAAGAAGGCCGGAGAGACUCACCUCGGCAAGCCCGUCUUUGCGAGCGUCGAAGAGGCCGUCAAGGAGACCGGUGCUACUGCUUCCGCCAUCUUCGUUCCCUGUCAUCAAGAAUUAACCUCAAAGAAACUAAUACAUUCCAUAGUAUCACUGAAGGAAUUCCUCAGCAUGGGACAAUGCAAAAUCGGUAUCAUGCCGGGCUUCAUCCACAAGAGAGGCCGCAUCGGUAUUGUUUCCCGAUCCGGUACCCUCACCUAUGAAGCCGUCAACCAGACCACCCAAGCCGGCCUUGGCCAAUCUCUUGUUGUCGGUAUCGGCGGUGACCCCUUCUCCGGAACCAACUUCAUUGACUGCCUCCGUGUCUUCCUUGAGGACGAGGAGACCGACGGAAUCAUCAUGAUCGGUGAAAUCGGCGGUAGCGCCGAGGAAGACGCCGCUGCUUUCCUCAAGAGCGAGAACAAGGCCAACAAGCCUGCCGUCAGCUUCAUUGCUGGUAUCAGUGCUCCUCCAGGCCGACGAAUGGGCCACGCCGGUGCCAUUGUCAGUGGAGGCAAGGGAGGCGCCGACUCUAAGAUUGCUGCUCUCCAAGAUGCCGGCGUCAUUGUCGAGCGAAGCCCUGCUUCCCUCGGAAAGACUCUCCUGGCUGAGUUCGUCAAGAGAGACCUUGUCUAA
This is a messenger RNA of Trichophyton benhamiae CBS 112371, 879 nucleotides long. RefSeq lists its product as uncharacterized. Gene Ontology annotation, cellular component: mitochondrion; succinate-CoA ligase complex (ADP-forming). The record is from RefSeq and is a predicted model, not a curated record. The coding region runs from base 1 to 879 and encodes 292 amino acids. Gene Ontology annotation, biological process: tricarboxylic acid cycle. The transcript is spliced from 4 exons. Lineage: Eukaryota; Fungi; Ascomycota; Eurotiomycetes; Onygenales; Arthrodermataceae. Gene Ontology annotation, molecular function: succinate-CoA ligase (GDP-forming) activity; succinate-CoA ligase (ADP-forming) activity.